GUUUUGCUGACUAUCGAUCGCCAUCUUUCACACCCAUACCUAUCCUCCAUAACCUCAAGUGAAUGCGGCUCCAAGGAGCCGUUUUGCCAUACGUCGAUUUAUAAUAAAGACCCCCCAAGUCAACCUCUCGGAUGGACGACCAGCCCCGCCGCGACACCAUCGAUGAAGUCCUCCCGGGCACGAGAAGGCUCUUUACCGACGAGUGGGCGAGCGUGUCGGGCGACAGCGGACUCGAGAAGCAUGGUGACAUUAUUCUCGUCCCGCCCCCGACAAAGUCGCCGAAUGAUCCUCUGAACUGGAGCCUCGCGCGCAAGAUAUGGCACUCGUUCCUCGUCUGCUACAUUGUCGCCCUGACCGCCGCAACCUCCAACACGGCCGGCGCGGCGGGUGUGGGCGUCAACGAGGAGUAUGGCAUUAGCUACGACGUCUUCAACACGGGCGCCGGCGUCCUGUUCAUCGCCAUCGGAUACUGGACGCUGCUGAGCUCGCCCGCGACCCAUCUUUACGGACGUCGCAUCCUCUACCUGGUUGGAACGGUAUGGGGUCUUAUCGGAAACCUCUGGUUUGGCCACCUCAAGAACACAAACGACACCAUCUGGUCUCAGCUCUUUGUCGGCGCCUCCGAGUCAGUCGCCGAGGCCGUCGUGCAGCUGUCGCUUCUCGACAUUUGGUUCGAGCACCAGAACGGUACUUCGCUGGGCCACCUCGCCGAGAACAUUGGCUGGCGCUGGAUCGGUCACGUCGGCGCCAUCGCCUCGGGGUUUACCUUGCUCCUCUUCUACUUUGGACUUGAAGAGACUGAGUUCGAGAGGAACCGAUACCUGGAUCUGCAGCAGAAUGACGAGCGCGACGCAGAGGCCGACUCGGGCAACGCCGACGGCAUUCCCGUGCCACCCCCGACUCAGGGUGGCGAUCUCGUUACCAAGACGAGCAGGGAAAAGUCGGAGGAGCCUGCUGACGUCGAGGCUGGUGUGGUGGACAUGACCGAGUCUUCUCGUCGGUCGCAGACUGAGCGCAACCGGCUGUCGGUGUCGUACUCGCAGCGCAAGACUUACUGGCAGCGCAUCGCCCUCAUCACGCCCGCCUCCAACCUUCAGGGCCUGGGUCUCCGCCAGUAUGUGUCUCGCCUGUGGCACACGAUGCGCAUCUUUACAUUUCCCGCUGUGUGGUUUGCAGGUUUGCAGUGGGGAUUGCAGAACAUUGCACUGUCCUUCUACCUCACCGUCGAAGAGGAUUACUGGAUUGGCCCUCCGUGGAACUACAGCGAUGCCGCCGUCGGCAACAUGAACAUCCCAUGCCUGAUUGGCAGCAUCAUCGGCUGUUUCUACGGUGGUUACUGCAGUGACAAGUUCAUCCUCUGGAUGGCCAAGCGCAACAAGGGCAUCAUGGAGGCCGAGUUCCGUCUGUACCUCAUGGUGCUCUGCGUCGUCAUCUUCCCGCUGGGCAUGUGGCUCUUUGGCAUCGGUUCGGCGAAGGGCUGGGCCUGGCCGGUUCCUUACGUGGCUCUGGGCUUCAUCGGCUUUGGCUACGGAUGCGCGGGCGACCUGAGCAUCACGUACCUGGCCGAUAGCUACCCGGACAUGGUGCUGGAGGGUAUGGUGGGCGUGGCCGUCAUCAACAACAGCAUCGCCACCAUCUUUACUUUCGUGUGCAGCUACUGGAUCGACACGGGUCUGCAGGACUGCUUCAUCGAGCUUGGCGUCCUGAGCUUUGUCAUCCUCAUGCUGUCGCUGCCCAUGGCUGUCUGGGGUAAGCAGUCGCGUCGCUGGACCCUGGGGAGAUACAUCAGAUUCCUCCAGAUCCGUGACGGCAUGGACGGCUGACUUGGGAGGUACACAGCACUUUCCAAAGACCAGAUCGAAUGGUCUGAUGGGGAUAGGUAUGGUGAUGACUCUGGGUGGGAAAUAGAUUGUGCCGAACUAUCGGCUUCCAGACUACAGAGUCACAUUUGGAUGCUUCGCACUCGCGAAACAUCAUUUCUCUCUUUCAACUCCGUAAUUAUCUAUUUGCACGUACAUACAUUGAGAUCCUUGGGGUCUGUCGUUCAUUCACA
This is a messenger RNA of Fusarium vanettenii 77-13-4, 2053 nucleotides long. RefSeq lists its product as uncharacterized. Gene Ontology annotation, biological process: transmembrane transport. The transcript is spliced from 2 exons. Lineage: Eukaryota; Fungi; Ascomycota; Sordariomycetes; Hypocreales; Nectriaceae. The record is from RefSeq and is a predicted model, not a curated record. Gene Ontology annotation, molecular function: transmembrane transporter activity. The coding region runs from base 132 to 1823 and encodes 563 amino acids.